CCAAACAGAGCAUGACGCUUUCCGGUCGGACCAGAGAUUACAGGGACUUCCGUUUGUGCUUUUACUCGCUGGAUAGCGAUAGCUUUCCCAGAGUUUACAUCGGAAUAAUAAAACUUGUAAUAAUCUAAAUCACCGACCAUAUCCAAAGUUCAUGGCCAGUCUUGCUCCUCCCGUCCCACCUGCUCUCACCUCAUUCCUGUCCACCUUGCUUCCCUGCGGCUUUGCUGUUGGGCCUUCGCGGCUCUGUGAGGGCAGACUGGGCCUGUGGUGGGUCGGCCGCUCGCUGGAGGCUGGAUCCCUGCUAGGGAGGGAGGGGGACACAGAGUGGGCCUGGAGGUUUCACACUGACCUGAUGACUCGCAGUCCAGAUGGUGAACUCACAAUGAACUCCCAAACAGGCCUGUCCAACAACACAGAGACAGAAAAGGCAGUGAUGGAGACUGCAGCAAAUGAGCAGAGUUUACUGCAAAGCACCGUCUGGAUCAAAUUUGCCUGCCAGGUGCGCAACAGAGCCCAGCAGAACGUGGCGGCGCAGUGUGCCUGUGGAGAGGUGUGUGUGGCCAAGUGUGUGGACGUGUGUCUGCGUGUGUGUCGGGACAUCCAGGCGGGAACAGAGCUGCUGCUGUACGGAGACGCUGUGGGAAAAUGUCAGACGACAGACAAACCCGACACGUGGGACGAGACCGUUGGACAGACAGAUGACAAGGUGGAGCACAAAACAACCCCAGAGACUGUAGAUGCCAACAAAUCCAUCACUGAGGAAAGACAGAAGGAGAUGGAGGACAAACAGGAGAGAAGACAGGAGGAAGACAAGAGGACGACACACCUGAGGAGGACGAGAGCCGAGAGGAUCCUGGACAAUCGCACGGACGGGACGGCUAACACAUCCCAUAAUAACGUCACAGCAGCAGGUGGACUCACAGAGGGGACAUGUGAUGUCCCAGCUGCUGUGGACGGACAGAUGGACUCAGCACCUCCUCCUGUCCGCUGCAGCUCCCGUCUGGCUGCCAAACCACGACGCCUUCACUGUCUGACCGGCCGGGCGAAGCAAACCCCCACCCGCCCCAACCCGCCCAGACAGAUGGAGGGACGGAGCCUGAGCUCCACUGAGGGGUCCGUCGCAGGACAGCUGGUUUCCAUGACAGUCUCCCAACCCGACACUGAGGCUGCUGCUGCGGCGGCUCUCACGUGUCACCCGGAGGUCAGAGAGAGGCGCUACAGAUGUUCCAGCUGUGGUAAAAGAUUCUUCCAGAUCGGACACCUGAAGAAACACCAGUUCAGCCACACAGAGGAGAAACCCUUCAGCUGUCAGGACUGUGGGAGGAGCUACACCUCAGCAGAGAGCUUCAGAGCACAUCAGAUGAGUCACCGCGGCGAGCGUCCGUUCUCUUGUCCUCACUGCGAGAAAACCUACGGCCUUAAGCGGGACCUGAAGGAGCACAUGGUGCUGCACACCGGAGAGAAACCCUACGUCUGCGAGCACUGUGGCAAGGCAUUCGCACGCCGCCCCUCCCUACGCAUCCACCGCCUCCUUCACUGCAGCAGAAUGAUGUACACACAGCCUCCAAAGGUUCAGUGUACACUCUGCCCCAAGCUGCUGGCCAACUCCGGCUCGCUCAGGAACCACAUGAAGCUCCACACGGGGGAGAAACCUCACAUCUGUCAGCACUGCGGCAAGUGCUUCAGUCAGAAAGGGAACCUCGAGUGCCACCUGAGGAUUCACAGCGGGGAGAAGCCGUAUUCCUGCGGCGAGUGCGAUCAGAGUUUCUCCCAGAAACCAGAACUCCGCCGACACAUGUUCUCCCACACCGGGGGAGGUUUCCUCUGCAGCUUCUGUGGGAAGUCGCUGAGGGACCCACACAGCCUGAAGUCCCACGAGAGGCUGCACACUGGAGACAGACCCCAUCGCUGUCCCGUCUGUGGCAAAGGCUACACCUUGGCCACGAAGCUGAGGAGGCACAUAAAGUCCUCUCACCUGAUGGAGAAACCUUACAGCUGCCACUGCGGCGCCUCCUACACAGUGAGGCAAAGUCUGCUGAGGCACCAAGCUCAGCACAGGCCUGAGGGAGGAGCGCAGGAGGAGGCCAAGGCGGCAGAGUCGCAGACGAACGGCAGCGAGAAAGAGGCUGCGCGACAGUUAGCGACUUUAGCCUCCGGUCACCGGAAGCCGACCAGGGGCAGACCCAAGAAGAUCUCGCUCCCUCAAGGGGAGGCAGAGAAGCAGGCGGGUCAAGAGCGGCGCAAAAGGGGACGAGGAAAAGGGAGGGAAAAGGUCGGGACCUCGAAAACAGAGAAGGGAGGGGAUGUGGAGCCUUUGGGUGACAUCCAACACGCCGUCGUCUACGUCCACACGGACAACCUGUCCACGCCGAGCUCCGCCCCUCUGCUGCUCGCCUCGGAGAGCUCGCUGCCUGCAGGGGCGGGGCAGGAGCUGGUGGAGGUGGUGAUAUCAGAGGGCGCAGAGCAGUGCAUUGUGGUCCACGGGCAGGAGACGGUCGGAGAACUGCUGAUCUUACAGGAGGAGGAGAGCGGACUCUGCUCUGUGGCUCAGACAGUCGAGAUAAACACAGUGUAGCCUCAGUCGGCCCCUGGUGGCCCCUGAGAGCUUUAGAUCCGAUCACAUCGCGCCUUUCCAGAGGACAUCAUCAGUGCAUUAUGUUCUGCACAGAUCGUUAACUUUACGAUGUGUUUCUGUUGAAGCCACCUUCCCUCGACCUGACUCAGUUUUCCUUCAGUUUAUUGUUAUCUGCAUUCUCCAGAUCGCCUUUGAACGACCUCAGAACAGACAUGAACCCGUUAGACGUGAUGAGCAGCAGCGGUGAUGUGUCCCACACUGCAGGACGAACAAAAGUCCUGCACGUUACGCAGACGGCGUCAUGUUUUACUGAAUUCACGUCUGUGUGUGUGUGUGUGUGUGUGUGUGUGUGUGUGUGUGUGUUUGACACCCAAAGCUGACAGCUACUGUUGAUACUUCAGACAAAACGCUUAAGUUCAUUGAAGUUGCACUCAGAAUUUCCCAGUCUGUCACGAAGUCUGCCGGCUGUUCACUCAAGUUCAACUAUACAAAACGACACAUUACAUCCAGAAAUGAAA
Messenger RNA from Scatophagus argus, 3093 nucleotides. RefSeq names its product zinc finger protein 408-like. Gene Ontology annotation, cellular component: nucleus. The record is from RefSeq and is a predicted model, not a curated record. Bases 152 to 2575 code for a protein of 807 amino acids. The transcript has 9 exons. Lineage: Eukaryota; Metazoa; Chordata; Actinopteri; Scatophagidae.